This is a messenger RNA of Aspergillus nidulans FGSC A4, 953 nucleotides long. RefSeq names its product dienelactone hydrolase family protein. NCBI's taxonomy places the organism in Eukaryota, Fungi, Ascomycota, Eurotiomycetes, Eurotiales, Aspergillaceae. The record is from RefSeq and is a predicted model, not a curated record. The transcript has 4 exons. Gene Ontology annotation, molecular function: hydrolase activity. The coding region runs from base 1 to 870 and encodes 289 amino acids.
AUGCUUAUUAAAGAAUACCAUCACGAUGUCCCUACAGUUGCGGAUGGCAAUGGCUCCAUGCGUAGGGCUUUCCUAAACCUUCUCUACCCCGCCAUCAAACUAAAGGCACUUGCAGGAAUAUACGUCUUCCACCCCUCUAUCCCAGGAUACCCCAACGCCCGCUUCCCCGGGGUAGUCGUAUUCAGCGAGAUCUACCAGGUUACCGGCCCCGUCGCGCGCUUCGCCCGCCAGAUCGCCGGCCAGGGCUACAUCGUCGCCUGCCCGAGCAGCUACCAUGAAUUUACGGGCCCUGAGGCGCUCUCAUACAAUGCAGAAGACACAGACAAAGGAAACGAGUGGAAGGUCUCCAAGAAACUCUCUGCAUACGAUGAGGACGCAUCGCUUUCUGUGUCGUAUCUGAUUUCUCUACCAACAUGUACGGGACGUAUUGGGGCCACAGGCAUGUGUCUCGGUGGACAUCUCGCGUACAGAUGUGCACUUGAUGAAAGAGUUAAGGCAGCUGUUUGUUAUUUUGCAACGGAUAUUCAUUCGCAUACCCUAGGGAAGGGGAAGAAUGACGACAGUUUGGCCAGGGCAGGAGACAUUAAGGGAGAACUUGUUAUGAUUUUCGGCAAGAAUGACACGCAUGUUCCCCCAGAAGGACGGGACUUGAUUCGCUCGACGCUCCAUGAGAAAGGCGUGCUGUUUAGCUUUUAUGAGGUUGCUUGGGCGCAGCACGCGUUUAUCCGCGACGAGCUCAGCAAAGGCCGCUACGACCCUGCCAUCAGCAAGGUGUGUUUCGAAAUGCUCCUCGAGCUAUUUGGACGGACACUGAAGCUGGACCUUGGCGAUCAUGAUGGGAAGGAGGUCAAGGUUGACGAUGUUUGUUAGCAUGUCAGUAAAUCUCCUAGCCUAGGUAUCUAGGUAGAGGCGUCAAAGGCCAAUCUCAUCAGGUCAGGUCAGCUACGGCCAAA